Chlorella variabilis is the source of this 972-nucleotide messenger RNA. RefSeq lists its product as hypothetical. NCBI's taxonomy places the organism in Eukaryota, Viridiplantae, Chlorophyta, Trebouxiophyceae, Chlorellales, Chlorellaceae. The record is from RefSeq and is a predicted model, not a curated record. The transcript has 6 exons. The coding region runs from base 1 to 972 and encodes 323 amino acids.
AUGGCCAACUGGUCGGCAGCAUGCGGGCACUGCACGAAGAGGGAGGUGGUGCAUUGCUGCGGCGUCUGCACCUUUGACAGGGAGCGCUGCAACUCGCUGUACCCCCGCCAGGACAAGCCCAAGGCUGUGGCCGACCUACUGAUGCGCAGCGGCUUUGCGGCCUUCACGCCCUGCGAACUAUUCCAGCGCAUCCGAGGCCGAACGAUGUGGUUUAUGGGCGACAGCCAGACCUGGGCCUUUUACUACGCGGCAGAGUGCUUCUUGCGAGAGUUUGCGCCCUCGCUGCGCCGCACACCCGCUGUGGCACCAGAGGAGAAUCAGCAGCUGAAAAUUGUGUCGCAUAUCAGCCCUCCUCUGUGUCUCAACCUGGCUCGCAACACACGUGUGUGUGGCGUGCGAGUGGACUAUGCAUCUGAUGUGCAGAAGAAGGUGUUGCCGCGUUUGAUGAAGCUGGUGCCAAACUUCAAGGAAGACAUCGUCGUGUUGAACACAGGAUUGCACUAUCCUGAAUACGACCAUCCAGAGACGCCCAGCCCGCGAUAUGUGCAGGAGCUGACUGCGCUGGCGGAGUGGCGACAGUUGCAUGCCGACUUCCUGCCCCGCAUCGUCUGGAUGGAUACUGGGCCUCAGCACUUCUUUACUCACGAGGGCACGUUUCCCGGGCAUGGCAAGCGGCCUUUCAAGUGCCGACCCCUGGAUGCCUGGUACAAGGGAGACCCUGUGGUAGGGGCAGGCACGCGGCGGGCCAUGGCGGUGGCGCCCAUCGUGUCGCGCCUGGCGGAUGCCCACCUGCAAAUUUACAACGCCACCGUGCCGCUCUGGGACAGCCACCUGCCCGGGGAGUGCAGCCACUGGUGCCAGCCGUCGGCCUACCAGCUCUGGUUGUACCUGCUCAAUGACGUGCUGCGGGACAGCGAGCUGGGCAACGCGGUGCGAAUGCCAGGCAGCCCAGCCGGUGACAGUCGAAGGUGA